GCCUUUUUUUUUUGACAUUGCUCAGUCGCGAACAAGCGUCAACUGAAGCAGCGGGCGAAUAUUACUGUGGAUGAUGAGGCGAGAAUAAUGAGUUCCCUCUGACGACACGUGGAUUAGAUCGAGAGAAAGAGUCGGCGCUGCGUGUGACUUGAGCCGCCGGACAGGACCAUGUUCCGGCAAACGAAGGCGGCGCUCGGGAAACUUCGACACCUACGUUUGAGUGGAGAGCAGCGCACAUGGAGGCUGAAGAGCACUUCAGCAGAGACGGCUCUUCGGUACCGACCGGGACAGAGAAUCCACGGCUUCACAGUCAAGGAGGUCGCGGCCGUUCCCGACUUGUUUCUCACGGCAGUGAAGCUGACCCACGACAGAACCGGAGCUCAGUACCUGCACGCGGCCAGAGAUGACUCCAACAACCUCUUCAGCGUCCAGUUCAGGACGACGCCCCUGGACAGCACGGGGGUUCCCCACAUCCUGGAGCACACGGUGCUGUGUGGCUCGGAGAAGUUCCCCUGCAGAGACCCCUUCUUCAAGAUGCUCAACAGGUCCCUGUCCACCUUCAUGAACGCCUUCACAGCCAGUGACUACACCAUGUACCCGUUCUCAACGCAAAACGGAAAAGACUUCCAGAAUCUUCUGUCCGUCUACCUGGACGCCGUGUUCUUCCCCUGUUUACGAGAGCAGGAUUUCUGGCAGGAAGGCUGGAGGUUGGAGAACGAAGAUCCCACGGAUCCCAACUCCCCCCUGGUGUUUAAAGGAGUCGUGUUCAACGAGAUGAAGGGGGUUUUCUCGGACAACGAGCGUCUGUACGCGCAGCACCUUCAGAACAAGCUGUAUCCAGACCACACGUACUCCGUGGUGUCGGGGGGAGAACCUCUGGCCAUCCCCGACCUGACCUGGGAGCAGCUCAAACGCUUUCACGCCACGCACUACCACCCCAGCAACGCCAGGUUCUUCACCUACGGAGAUUUGCCCCUGGAGCAGCAUCUGAAGCAGAUCAAAGAGGAAGCUCUGUCCAAGUUCGAACGCAUCGACCCGAACACGGACGUCCCGCCUCAGCCGCACUGGAGCAGCCCUAGAGAAGACCAUGUGACCUGCGGCCCUGACGCUCUGGCACCGGAUCCGUCCAGGCAGAACACGCUGUGUGUGAGCUUCCUGCUCGGAGACAUCACCGACACGUUUGAGGGAUUCACACUCGGCCUUCUGUCCGAUCUGAUGAUCUCUGGACCAAACUCUCCGUUCUACAAAUCUCUCAUCGAGCCCAAGAUAGGAACCGACUUCUCCUCCGUCGUCGGAUAUGACGGCAGCACCAAAGAAGCGUCGUUCAGCAUCGGCCUGCAGGGAAUGGCCGAGGAGGACACGGAGCGGGUGAAACGAAUCAUCAGCCAGACCAUGGAUGACAUUAUCGAGACCGGCUUCGUGGAGGAAAGAAUCGAGGCACUCCUCCACAAGAUCGAGAUCCAAAUGAAACACCAGUCCACCAACUUCGGUCUGUCCUUGGCCUCGUACGUGGCGUCCUCGUGGAACCACGGCGGUGACCCCGUGCAGCUGCUGCAGAUCGGCGACAGCGUUGCCAAGUUCAGACGGGCCCUGGCAGAAAACCCUCGUUUCCUGCAGGACAAAGUCAAACACUACUUUAAGGAGAACACUCACCGACUGACCCUGUCCAUGAGCCCGGACGAGGCCUACCUGGAGAAACAGGCCAAGGCGGAGGAGGAGAAGCUGCAGAGAAAGAUCCAGGCUCUGUCUGACAGCGACAGGAAGGAGAUCUACGAGAAAGGUCUGGAGCUGCUGGCCACUCAGAGUGAAACCCAGGACGCCUCCUGUCUGCCUGCUCUCAAAGUGUGCGACAUUGCGCCGACGAUCCCCGUCACUCCUGUUCAGAUCGGCAGCGCAGGCGGCGUGCCGGUUCAGUACUGCGAGCAGCCCACCAACGGCCUGGUCUACUUCAGAGCCAUGUGCAGCCUCAACACGUUGCCCGAGGAUCUCAGGCUCUACGUCCCGCUGUUCUGCAGCGUCGUCACCAGGAUGGGCUCUGGAGGUCUAGACUACAGGCAACAGGCCCAGCAGAUGGACCUGAGGACAGGGGGCAUGUCCGUCUCCACGGAGGUCAUCCCGGACUCCACCGAGCUGGACGUGUACGAGCAGGGCGUCCUGCUGUCCUCCUCCUGCCUGGAGAGGAACCUUCCUCACAUGUUCGAGCUGUGGAGCGACAUAUUCAACAGUCCCCGCUUUGACGACGAGGAGCGCCUGAGGGUGCUGGUGAUGAGGUCGGCGCAGGAACUGGCCAAUGGGAUCUCGUACUCUGGUCACAUGUACGCGAUGACCCGCGCAGGCUGUUACCUGACUCCGGCAGGAGACCUCCAGGAGACCUUUGGUGGAAUGGAACAGGUGAAGUUUAUGAAGAGGAUAGCGGAGAUGUCGGACCUCACCCAGGUGAUCCGAACGUUACCAAGGAUCAAGAAGCAUCUUCUCAACCCCGACAACAUGAGGUGUGCCGUCAACACAACUCCACAGAAACUGUCCGACUCGGCGACACAGCUGGAGACUUUCAUCAAGGACGUCGCUGCGAACCGGAAAGAACGCAAACCUGUCCGACCCAAUAUCAUCGAGAAACCACUCGACCCUCUUCGUGACUCUGGACCGAGCAGGAAACUAAUCUCUGAGCAGAAUUUCCAGCCGUGUCAGAUGAAAACCUUCUUCCAGAUGCCGUUUCCUGUGAAUUUCGUCAGCGAGAACAUACGGACGGUGCCGUUCUCCCACGAGGAUUACGCCAGUCUGUGUGUCUUAGCGAGGAUGAUGACGGCUAAAUUUCUCCACGGAGAGAUCCGGGAGAAAGGCGGAGCCUACGGCGGCGGCGCCAGGAUGGGAGGAGGCGGCCUGUUCACCUUUUACUCGUACAGGGACCCCAACUCAGUGCAGACGCUGUCCGCGUUCCGUAAAGGCGUCGACUGGGCCAAGUCGGGACAGUUCACCCAGCAAGACAUCGAUGAGGCCAAACUGUCAAUCUUCUCCGCCGUCGACUCACCUGUGGCCCCCGCAAACAAAGGAAUGGGUCGUUUCCUCAGUGGGAUGACGGAUGAGAUGAAGCAGAGUCACAGAGAAAGACUCUUCGCUGUCACUCAUGAAGACUUAGUGGGCUCGGCUGAAAGGUACUUGAGCGUCGGGCAGCGGACGUGUGGCGUCGCCAUCCUCGGCCCAGAGAACGAGACCAUAAAGAAAGAUCCCUCGUGGAUUGUAAAAUAAUAUGAUCAGUAGGUAUUUUUUUUCUCAUUGGAAACAUGAAUUGGACAGAUGUACUGUAAACCCGAAAUGUACAGUAGCUCUUAUUAUGAUUUAUUUUAAAUGGUGGCAGACAAGCUGAAAGCGCACACCACGAGGAGAAAGACCGUGGCCUGAGAAUCGUUAAUACUCAUAAUGUAUUUCCUGAGAUUAUCGCUUUUCUAUUGAUUUCAUUCUGUACAUAUUCUUGGAAAUGUAACUAUUACAUUUAUCAUGUUGAAAUAUAAAA
Messenger RNA from Scophthalmus maximus (turbot), 3511 nucleotides. It is a transcript of the gene pitrm1, whose product is annotated as pitrilysin metallopeptidase 1. Gene Ontology annotation, molecular function: metal ion binding. The transcript has 27 exons. Gene Ontology annotation, cellular component: mitochondrial matrix. NCBI's taxonomy places the organism in Eukaryota, Metazoa, Chordata, Actinopteri, Pleuronectiformes, Scophthalmidae. The record is from RefSeq and is a predicted model, not a curated record. Gene Ontology annotation, biological process: protein processing. The coding region runs from base 169 to 3246 and encodes 1025 amino acids.